Messenger RNA from Populus nigra (black poplar), 1469 nucleotides. Its product is annotated as F-box/kelch-repeat protein SKIP4. The transcript has 3 exons. The record is from RefSeq and is a predicted model, not a curated record. NCBI's taxonomy places the organism in Eukaryota, Viridiplantae, Streptophyta, Magnoliopsida, Malpighiales, Salicaceae. Gene Ontology annotation, molecular function: protein binding. Bases 328 to 1371 code for a protein of 347 amino acids.
GGAUUUGGCAUCGAUGCUGCAUUUCAACUAGAGAAUGCAUGAAAAAGACAAAAAAAAAUGGACAGAUCCUCUGGUGGGUUCUUGUGAAGGUUUUACAAAUCGGACGCCACAAACUUGAUUGCUUCACAUGUUAUUCCAGUUUUAUCCCCCAGAGAAGAAUUUAAUUACAAAACGCUACCACAGGACUAGAGGUGCACACAACCCCUUUGUUUCUAUUAUUUAUAUCUUGGAAAGUGAAAUUAAAAUGUUGAUUGUUUCCAAAAAGAAAUCUGCAAUCAAAUUGCUACAGGACAGGAGUCGAGCUAACUGUUGUGGGAUCCGGUUGGAAUGGAAGAGAAUCAAAUGUCGCUGAUAUGUGGGCUUCCAGAUGACAUAGCUCUUUCUUGCUUGGCGAGAGUGCCCCGGAAGUACCAUGCGGUAUUAAAGUGUGUUUCCAAGAGAUGGAGAGAAUUCGUGUGCAGUGAUGAGCUCUAUGAUUAUCGUAGAAUGCAUAGUUUAAGUGAGACUUGGAUAUAUGCUUUAUGUUGUGACAAGUAUGGGAAGAUAUGGUUUUAUGUAGCGGACCCUAAUGAAUCACAGAGGCGUUGGAAGUGUGUUCCAGGUCUUCCAGCUCGUGCUUUGAAUAAAAUGGGUAUGGGAUUUGAAGUUCUAGGAAAAAAGGUUUACUUGUUGGGUGGUGGUGGUUGGUUGGAAGCUACUAAUGAAGCCUUCUGCUAUGAUGUUUCAAGGAAUUCAUGGACUCAAGUUGCUUCCUUGUCGACUGCUAGGUACGAUUCUGCUUGUCAAGUUUAUGAUGGGAAAAUAUAUGCCAUUGGUGGGUUAGCAUCAACAAGCAAUGAUCCAUAUUCUUGGGACAUUUUUGAUCCCCGUACAAAUAGCUGGGAAUUUCAUUCCAAUGACUGCGCUGUUCCUGAAGUUGAAGAUUGCGUAGUCUUGGAUGGGAAGAUUUAUAUCCGCUGUCAAGCUUCUGCUUCUACCAUGUCUUCUCCUUUCUAUGCAGUCGUUUACGAACCUUCAAGUGGCAUGUGGCAGCGUGCAGAUGCUGAUAUGGUGUCAGGCUGGCAAGGUCCAGCGGUUGUUGUGGAUGGCACACUUUAUGUGUUGGAUCAGAGUUCAGGGACCAAGCUGAUGAUGUGGCAGAAGGAUAAAAGGGAAUGGGUGGCAGUCAAGAGGCUGUCAACACUGCUUACAAAACCACCUUGCCAACUGGCAGCGAUUGGGAAGAAGUUAUUUAUCGUAGGAAGGGGACUCAGCACGGUUGUGUUGGAUACCAGCCAAACUGGAAGUGUGGAGGGAGCUAUGGUUGGUACAUCCAUACCUGGACUAAUCACUGCUGAUAAAGUGCUCAAUUGUAAAUGUCAAACACUUUGAAUUCGUGGCACUUGAUGUCAUUUAUUGCUGUUGUGCGAUCAUGUGAUUACGAUGACCUUGCAGCAAUGUUAUGGAUUCGACAUUAUGGGACUUUUAAA